Molecule: messenger RNA, 1873 nt
Organism: Saprolegnia diclina VS20
Lineage: Eukaryota; Oomycota; Saprolegniomycetes; Saprolegniales; Saprolegniaceae
Exons: 4
Coding region: 22-1821 (599 amino acids)
Biological process (GO): mitotic spindle organization; mitotic cytokinesis; cilium-dependent cell motility
Cellular component (GO): mitotic spindle; axoneme
Molecular function (GO): alpha-tubulin binding
Source: RefSeq, a predicted model, not a curated record
UGAGCCCAUUUCGAGAGAGCCAUGCCCAGCGGGUACCUCGAGAAGCAAGCGGCGGUCCCGAUGAUGCUUCGCCGCCAUGGCGACGUCACGCCCAAGCCGCGCGGCCACGCGCUCGGCCAGCACACGCCAGCGUACGUCUACGUGCGCGAGCUCGAGGUGCCAGCGCCGUCAAUGGCGCCGAUCACGGUCUUUGACAGCUCCAAGUCCAAGGUGCCCAACUUCAUCGCACUCGACAAGAAGGUGCUGCGCUUCGAAGGCUACUUUCUCGAGGCUGUCCACGAGAGCAACCUCGAGAACUACCGCGUCCGCAAGUGCAUUAUCCUCUACUACCUCGAGGACGACACGAUCCAGAUCAUUGAGCCCAAGGUCGAGAAUAGUGGCAUUCUCCAAGGCAACUUUGUCAAGCGCCACAAAAUUCCCAAGCCCGAGUCGGACGAGCAGGGCGACAUGACCUACUACACCCACGACGACUUGGAGAUUGGCGCCGAAGUUACGUUCUACGGCCGCACCUUCCACGUGCAGUCGGCCGACAAGUUUACGAUGGACUAUCUCCAAGAGCACGGGCGGCGCCAGCGCCGGGACCUCGUGACGCCGCGGGACGCGUACACGGAGGCCCGGAAGGCGCACAUGGCGCGCGAGUCGGGCACCGACAUGGACGCCAACUACGGCAAGAAGCAGUAUCCGAUGAAAGAGUUUAUGGAGGCGAGUCUUGGCAAGUUUGCACGGCCAACCGACCACCGCAAGCGCUUCAACGACCACGACCGCCACGUGCUCCGGUGGUUUGCGCUCUGGGACGACACGUCCAAGCUCUACGGCACCAAGCAUCGAUACACGAUUCAUUUCUUCUUGGCCGACAAUACCGUCGAGAUCCGCGAAUCGUACGAGCGCAACUCGGGCUGCGACCCGUUCCCAAAGCUGCUCAACCGCAGCCGCCUCUUGCUGCAGCCAAAACUCGAGGGACCAUUUGCCACGGCGCUCUCGCCCUCGGACGAACGGACGCCAGAAGGCGACUUUUUCAGCUGGGAACACCUCUUUGUUGGGAGCUACAUCAACAUUUACAACCGCAACAUCUUGCUCUUGGAUGCGGACGAGAGCACGCGCGAGUGGUACAAGGACCACGGGAUCAACGUUGGGCCGGCCUUGGUCGUCCAAGAAACCAAGCCCAAGCCGCCAGCAUUUGUACCGCCGCCGCACAACGGCAUGGGCUCGGACAUUGACUCGCUCGGGUCGUGCUACCAUCUCACGCCAAAGCCACACCGCAAGUCGAUGGAGGAGACAGACAACAAGAUCAUUUUGCGCUUUUGCGCAGCCAUGGACACGACAAAGCCCGAGGACGUGCACCGGCGGUUCAUUGUGAGCUUUAUGAUCUGCGACCUCUCGGUCAUGAUCAUGGAGCCGCCCCAGCGCAACAGCGGCAUUGGUGGCGGCAAGUUCAUGGAGCGCGGCGUGCACAAAAACCCACUCACGGGCGCGUUUUUUCAAAAACCCGACUUUUACGUCGGCGCCCGCAUCCACCUCGUGGGCCGUGUCUUCCUUCUCGACAACAUGGACGAGUACUCGGCCAAGUACAUGGAGACCAACGUCAUCGACUUUCCUUUUGCGGACCGCAAGAAGGUGACCGCCAAGAUCUUAGCCGCGCUGCGCGCAACCCCAACCCUUGUGGCCAAGGUGCGCGGACAGAAGGAGCUGAGUGUGGCCGAGGCGACCCACUGGCUUCUGGGUUUGGAUGUGGUCCACCAUGAAGUUAUUGCGUUCGUUCGCGCCUUUAUGAGCGACGAAGGACACUUGGACGUGGCUCAGGUCCUCGCCCAGCUGCAAUAAGUUUGGAGUAGAUGCUAUACAUUCGAAUACAAAUUACGACUUUAGACGAGCA